AUGCCUCGAUCACGCGGAGGAGCAGGACCUGCCCGAUCAGCUCCGUCCAGACCAACAGCUCCGGCCGCACCCCCUCGCUCGGCCGCGCCACAGCAACAACAGCGUCCAUACUCUGGCACUGCCGCUGCUCCCGCUCAGCAGCAGGCUGCCCCGGCGCAGACGGCUUCACAAGGACCUGGUCUCUUCGGCCAGAUGGCCAGCACUGCGGCUGGUGUCGCAGUCGGCUCAUCGAUCGGCCAUGCCAUCGGCGGAUUCUUCGGUGGCGGUUCGUCCUCUGCACCGGUAGAGCAGCAGCAGUCACAAGCGCCUCUUGAUGCCUACUCCAAUACCGGCAACGCCAUGGGUGGCAACGCUCUGUACAGCCAGUCCGGCGCCAACGAGGCCUCGGGUCCCUGCGCCGCCGACAUCAAGAGCUUCACCGACUGCAUGAACCAGAACCAGGGUAACAUGACCAUUUGCGGCUGGUACAUGGAGCAGUUGAAGGCUUGUCAGCAGGCGGCGAGAAACUACUAG
This is a messenger RNA of Exophiala bonariae, 513 nucleotides long. RefSeq lists its product as uncharacterized. NCBI's taxonomy places the organism in Eukaryota, Fungi, Ascomycota, Eurotiomycetes, Chaetothyriales, Herpotrichiellaceae. The record is from RefSeq and is a predicted model, not a curated record. Gene Ontology annotation, biological process: mitochondrion organization. Gene Ontology annotation, cellular component: mitochondrion; nucleus. Bases 1 to 513 code for a protein of 170 amino acids. The transcript is spliced from 2 exons.